This is a messenger RNA of Naumovozyma dairenensis CBS 421, 1254 nucleotides long. RefSeq names its product Nhp10p (gene NHP10). The record is from RefSeq and is a predicted model, not a curated record. The transcript has a single exon. The coding region runs from base 1 to 1254 and encodes 417 amino acids. NCBI's taxonomy places the organism in Eukaryota, Fungi, Ascomycota, Saccharomycetes, Saccharomycetales, Saccharomycetaceae.
AUGAAUACAAACAACGAUCCUAGCGAACUUAAAAGGAAGAUUGAAGAAUUGAAACAAAACAAUGAAACAUUAGGCCUAGUAGUACAAAGAACAAGAAAAUCAGUGAAAAGACUUAGAUUAGAAUAUGGGAUCCUCUUGGAAAGAUUAGAAUCCAGAAUUGACAUUGAUCCAGAAUUAAGUUCUGAAAUUCCCCUACCAAAUUUAGAAUCUUUCAAAACUGACUUAUUAAAUAAACCAUUGAAAAAAGGGAAAAGUAAAAGAAUUAAGAAUAAAUUAAGAGAUCCAAAUCUACCCAAAAGACCAACGAAUGCAUAUCUUAUCUUUUGUGAAAUGAAUAAGGAAAAUUUAAGAUCAAAUGGAUCAUUGGACGUCACCAGGGAUUUAUCUGAAUUAUGGAAGAGUCUGGAUGAAACAGGGAGAAGCCCUUAUUUCGAUCUUUAUAAUCAAGAUAGAGAAAGAUAUAGAUCUGAAAUGGAAACUUAUAAUAAAAAUUUGGAAAAUUCAAAUAAUAUCGUCCCAGCUUUAACUUCAGCUACAACGUCAGCUACAAAUACAACUGCUAAAACAACACCGAUGAAAGUGACAAAAUUACUACCAAUAUCCGAUGAUUUAAAGACACAAGAACUUACAACUUCCACCAAUGGUAUCAAUAAUGUUAAUGGUAGCAAACCAAAAUUAAAUCACGUAACAAAAGAUGGCCCUAUUGGUGACAAAAUAGACCACGAAGAUACAAACGAUAUCGAGGAAGAAGAAGAGGAAGAAGAAGAAGAAGAAGAGGAAGUAGAAGAAGAGGAAGAUGACGAUGAAGAAAAUGAAGAAAAUGAAGAAAACGAAGAAGACGAGGAAGAUGAUGACGAUGAUGAUGAUGAUGAUGAUGAUGAAGAAGAAAACGAUCAUGAUGAUAAUAGUGAAGAAGAAGAUGGAUUUAACAAAGUGGGUAGCAGUCGCGGCGAACAAGAAGACGAGGAACUUGAAGAUGAAGAAGACGAUGAAAAAGCAGAAGAUAUUAUAGAUCAAGAUGAAAAUGUUGAAGAAGAAGAAGACGAUGAACACCCAGGAGAAGGAGAUGAACAAGCAGAGGAGGAAGCGGAAGCAGAAGAGGAAGAAGAGGAAGUUGAUGAUGACGAUGAUGACGACAACGAUGACGAUGUGAUGCAAAUCCAUACAAUAGCUAAACAAGAUGACCCAGAUGCAUCAGAAACUGAUACUACCGAAGAACAUUUAACAACUUCUGGGCUUCCUAGUGGAGCUUAA